AUGAGAGGUGUAACAACCCAGGAAAUUGUUUCUGACAUCAGAUUGAGAGGAAAACCUGCAAAUGUAGUUUUGAAACUUGAUAUGACUAAGUCCUAUGAUAGAGUAUCAUGGUUAUUUUUAACUAAGGUACUCAGGAAGAUGGGGUUUGCAGAAAGGAGUGUGGACUUAGUACGGAGAUUGUUGGCUAAUAACUGGUAUUUAGUGCUAGUUAAUGGUAAACCUCAUGGCUUCUUUCACUCAACUAGGGGUGUCAAGCAGGAUGACCCAUUGUCACCUGCUUUGUUCAUUUUAUCAGCAGAGAAUAUUGUACAAGGGGUGGCAACAACUACAGGAUUUUCAAGAGGUUUAUUUCCUUUUGGGUACUUAGGAUGCCCAAUUUCUCAUGGGAUGAAGACGAAAACAGAUUAUUUUGAACUUAUUAAAAAGUUGAAGGAUAAACGGCAAGCUUGGAAAGGGAGGUUGCUAUCACCUGGAGGAAAGGCUGUGCUGAUAUCAAGUGUACUUCAAAGUGUUCCUAUACAUUUAUUAUCUGCAUUGAAAUCUCCAAAAUGUGUUAUCAAGGAAAUACAUCAGAUUUUUGCAAAAUUGUUUUGGAGUAAUAAGGAAGAUGUCAAAUCUAGGCAUUGGGCUGCAUGGCUUAAUAUGUAUUUGCCUAAGGAUGAGGGUGGUUUGGGCUUCAGAUCUUUGUUUGAUGUAUCAAAGGCAUUAUAUGCUAAAUUAUGGCGGAAUUUUUGA
Messenger RNA from Lycium barbarum (goji berry), 735 nucleotides. RefSeq lists its product as uncharacterized. The record is from RefSeq and is a predicted model, not a curated record. Bases 1 to 735 code for a protein of 244 amino acids. The transcript is spliced from 2 exons. Lineage: Eukaryota; Viridiplantae; Streptophyta; Magnoliopsida; Solanales; Solanaceae.